AUGAGAAACCACACUGUGAUCACAGAGUUUGUACUGUUGGGUAUAUCAGACACACCAGAACAUCAACUUGUAAUUUUCAUCUUUUUAUUAAUAACCUAUGUAUUAAGUGUCACUGGAAAUGUAACCAUCAUCACACUUACCUUGCUAGAUUCUUGUUUAAAGACUCCUAUGUAUUUCUUUCUCCAGAAUUUUUCCUUCUUAGAAAUUACAUUCACUAGUGUUUCAAUUCCCAGAUUUUUAGGAUCAAUAAUCACUAAUGUCAAGAGCAUUUCUUAUAACAACUGUUUGGCUCAGUUAUAUUUCUUCAUCUCCAUGGGAGUGUCUGAGUUCUUUCUUCUAACUGCUAUGUCUUAUGAUCGCUAUGUUGCAAUCUGCAAGCCACUGCACUACACCCUCGUAAUGAGUCAGAAAGUCUGUACCCUUCUUGUUCUCACUUCAUGGAUGGCAGGAUUCCUGACCAUCUUCCCACCAUUAAUGUUGGUCCUCAAGUUGGACUUCUGUGCUUCUAAUGUCAUUGAUCACUUCUAUGACUACUUCCUCAUUCUAAAGCUCUCCUGCUCAGAUACAAGGAGUUUAAAGAUGAUUGACUUUUACUUUGCAUUUGUCAUUCUGUUGUUCACACUGGCUUUAGUGAUCUUGUCAUACAUUUGCAUCAUCAACACCAUUCUGAGGUUCCCAUCUGCCAGUCAGAGGAAAAAGGCUUUCUCCACCUGUUCCUCUCACAUGAUAGUCAUCUCCCUGUCCUACGGAAGCUGCAUUUUUAUCUAUGUGAAACCUUCUGCAAAUGAAAUGGCAUCACUGACCAAAGCAGUAGCUGUUCUCAAUACUUCAAUUGCCCCUUUGUUGAACACCUUUAUUUAUACAUUAAGGAACCAGCAAGUAAAACAAGCUUUCAAAGAUUUGAUUUACAAAGUAUUGUUGUAUAGAAGUAAAUGA
Molecule: messenger RNA, 936 nt
Organism: Rattus rattus (black rat)
Lineage: Eukaryota; Metazoa; Chordata; Mammalia; Rodentia; Muridae
Product: olfactory receptor 6C3-like
Exons: 1
Coding region: 1-936 (311 amino acids)
Biological process (GO): G protein-coupled receptor signaling pathway
Cellular component (GO): membrane
Molecular function (GO): G protein-coupled receptor activity; olfactory receptor activity
Source: RefSeq, a predicted model, not a curated record